This is a messenger RNA of Trichosurus vulpecula (common brushtail), 3045 nucleotides long. RefSeq names its product zinc finger protein 420-like. Lineage: Eukaryota; Metazoa; Chordata; Mammalia; Diprotodontia; Phalangeridae. Gene Ontology annotation, cellular component: nucleus. Gene Ontology annotation, biological process: negative regulation of transcription by RNA polymerase II; central nervous system development; regulation of cytokine production. Bases 202 to 2490 code for a protein of 762 amino acids. The record is from RefSeq and is a predicted model, not a curated record. The transcript is spliced from 4 exons. Gene Ontology annotation, molecular function: DNA-binding transcription factor activity, RNA polymerase II-specific; RNA polymerase II cis-regulatory region sequence-specific DNA binding.
GCUAGGCCUUCUCCUCUUGCAGCUGAACUUUCUCUGCCUUCCCUGCAGCUGAGAUCACAGUGCCUUCACUUGGACCUGAGAUCUCUUCCUUCUGGAGCCCAGCCCUGUAGGUGCAGGUCCCAGGCCAGUCUCCUGCCCUGGGAUCCUUCUCCCUCCCCUGCUGAGUCUGCAGAAGACCAAGGCCUGGCCCAAGCAGGGAGCAUGGAACCAGAGGUAAUGGCUCCUGGGAGCUGCAGACCCCCACCCCAGGUGCUGGUGACAUUCCAGGAUGUGGCUGUAGACUUCACCCCAGAGGAGUGGGGCCUCUUAGACCAUCCUCAGAAGGAGCUAUACAAGGAGGUCAUGCUGGAGAAUGCCAGGAACCUGCUCUCCUUGGAAGGAGAGAUUAGACCUGAAAUGAGAGAGACUACAGAAAAGCUAAGGAUUUCUGUGAAAGAAACUCACAAAGAAAGCUACAUGUGUGAUGGUCCCUGUGACUUUACUGGGAGAAAAAUCUGUGCUGUAUUUCGCAGAAUCCACACAGAAGAGAAACCUUAUGAUUGUCUUCGUUGUGGGAAAGACAUGAAUCAACAGUCAACCCUGAUUUGCCAUCAAAAAAUUCAUGCUGGAGAGAAAUCAUAUGAGUGUCAUAAAUGUGGUGAACCUUUCAGUGAACACUCAUCCUUCAUUAUUCAUCACAGCAUUCACGGUGACAAGAAAACUUAUGAAUGUAAUCAGUGUGGGAAGGCUUGGAGUUACAGCUCUAGUCUUGCUGUACAUCAAAGCAUCUGCACUGGACAGAAACCAUAUGAAUGUGAUAAAUAUGGAAAGGCGUUCACACAGAGUUCGAACCUUACUCAACAUCAGAGAAUAAACAAUGGUGAGAAACCUCAUGAAUGUAAUCAUUGUGGAAAAGCAUUCAGAUUUAAAAGCAAUCUUACUGUACAUCAGAGAAUCCACACUGGGGAGAAACCUUAUGAAUGUAAUCAAUGUGCAAAGGCUUUCACACAGAGCUCCAAACUUGCUGCACAUCAGAGAAUUCACACUGGGGAGAAACCUUAUGAAUGUAAUCAAUGUGCAAAGGCUUUCACACAGAGCUCCAACCUUGCUGUACAUCAGAGAAUCCACACUGGGGAGAAACCUUAUGAAUGUAAUCAGUGUGGAAAGGCUUUCAGAAUCAACUCUAAACUUGCUUUACAUCAGAGAAUCCACACUGGGGAGAAACUUUAUGAAUGUAAUCAAUGUGCAAAGGCUUUCACACAGAGCUCCACACUUGCUGCACAUCAGAGAAUCCACACUAGAAAGAAGCUUUAUGAAUGUGAUCAGUGUGGAAAGGCUUUCAGAGAGAAAUCCAAACUUGUCCUACAUCAGAGAAUCCACACUGGGGAGAAGCCUUAUAAAUGUAAUCAAUGUGGAAAGGCUUUCACACAGAGCUCCAGUCUUACUGUACACCAGAGAAUCCACAAUGGGGAGAAACCUUAUGAAUGUAAUCACUGUGGAAAGGCUUUCACAACCAACUCCCAACUUGCUCGACAUCAGAGAAUCCACACUGGGGAGAAACCGUAUGAAUGUAAUCAAUGUGGAAUGGCUUUCACACAGAGCUCCAGUCUUGCUACACAUCAGAGAAUCCACACUAGUAAGACACUUCAUAGAUGUGAUCAGUGUGGAAAGGCUUUCAGAGAGAACUCCAAACUUGCCCUACAUCAGAAAAUCCACACUGGGGAGAAACCUUAUGAAUGUAAUCAGUGUGGAAAGGGUUUCACACAGAGUUCCAAACUUGCUCGACAUCGGAGAAUCCACACUGGGGAGAAACCUUAUGAAUGUAAUCAAUGUGCAAAGGCUUUCACACAGAGUUCCAAUCUGGCUGUACAUCAGAGAAUCCACACUGGGGAGAAACCUUAUGAAUGUAAUCAAUGUGGAAAGGCUUUCAGAAUCAACUCUAAACUUGCAGUACAUCAGAGAAUCCACACUGGGGAGAAACCUUAUGGAUGUAAUCAAUGUGCAAAGGCCUUCACACAGAGCUCCACACUUGCUGCUCAUCAGAGAAUCCACACCAGAAGGAAACUUUAUGAAUGUGAUCAAUGUGGAAAGGCUUUCAGAGAGAAAUCCAAACUUGCCCUACAUCAGAGAAUCCACACUGGGGAGAAACCUUAUAAAUGUAGUCAGUGUGGAAAGGCUUUCACACAGAGCUCCAGUCUUGCUGUACACCAGAGAAUCCACAAUGGGAAGAAACUUUAUGAAUGUAAUCAAUGUGGAAAGGCUUUCAGAAUCAACUCUAAACUUGCAGUACAUCAGAGAAUCCACACUGGAGAGAAACCGUAUGAAUGUAAUCAAUGUGGAAAGGCUUUCACACAGAGCUCCAGUCUUGCUACACAUCAGAGAAUCCACACUAGAAAGAAACUUUAUAAAUCUGAUCAGUGUGGAAAGGCUUUCAGAGAGAAUUCCAAACUUGCCCUACAUCAGAGAAUCCACACUGGAGAGAAACCUAAUGUGAUAAAACCUUUUACGUAGACUCUUACUUUACUAUACAAAUGUGAUGCAAGCAAAGCCCAAGAAACGUAAUUUCUUGAUUUGAUUAAUUAUUGCUAGUGAAUAGUUAACAAAAAAUUGUUGUUUAGCUCUCUCCUGUAAACCAAAGAUGAAACAUGGAGGCUUCUCAACACUUAUAUGCCUUAGAUAAGUGGGUGUAGCUAGCAGGCAUGAAACAAUUCUGAUUGGUUAAAACUUAAUGAGAAUGAGUAUUAUAAUGAGAGGUGGACUUAUUCUACUGAGAGGCUGGGCGAUAUGGCUGAUGACUCCAUCUUAGACAGAGAGACUUAUCUCUAUCCAGAUCACCCUUACCUAGUGCAGUCUAGACCGAAGGGGAAUCCACUUCCCCUCAGACCUUUCUGACUAAAACACAGUGGGCCUGAAUUCACCUAGACUAAAAUCUCUUUAUCUUUUGGUCAGAUCUAAACUUUCCCUGUUGGCUAAGUCUUGUCCAAGAUUUCAUCUCAUCAUUAUCCCUGCCUUUCAAAGCUUAGCUGAACCACCUAAAGGACUGAUUUCUGAAUGAGGAAAUAGAAA